Varanus komodoensis (Komodo dragon) is the source of this 1428-nucleotide messenger RNA. RefSeq names its product ectonucleotide pyrophosphatase/phosphodiesterase family member 7-like. The record is from RefSeq and is a predicted model, not a curated record. NCBI's taxonomy places the organism in Eukaryota, Metazoa, Chordata, Lepidosauria, Squamata, Varanidae. The coding region runs from base 1 to 1428 and encodes 475 amino acids. The transcript is spliced from 5 exons.
AUGAAGCUACACUGCGCGCUUGCCCUGAACUCCAUCUUCCUGGUAACAGUUGCUUGCCAUCCAGCUAGUCAGAAUGAGAGACGAGGCAGGGACCACAAGCUCCUUUUGAUUUCCUUUGAUGGAUUUCGAUGGGAUUAUGACCAGGAUGUGGAAACACCAAACAUGGACAACUUAGUCAAGGAAGGUGUGAGAGCAAAAUACAUCACUCCUCCAUUUGUGACUAUGACUUCACCUUCCCAUUUCACAACCAUCUCAGGCCGCUGGAUCGAAGACCAUGGUGUUAUCCAUAAUAUGAUGUUCAAUACAGAGACUCUGAGAAAAUACGGCCACAAAGAAACGCAGAACAAGAGUGAGUGGUGGGACAAUGGCGUUCUUCCACUGUGGAUCACAGCUCAGAACCAGGGCAAGAGAGUGGCCUCCUUUCACUAUCCCGGAGGAGGUGCCAAUUACAGCGGCCAGGCAGUCAAGAGGACGUUGGUCGAGUCCUUCACUCACCCCGACAGCAAUGAGACGGAAUGGAGGGAGAACAUUGACAUCGUCCUGGGCUGGUUUGCCAAGGAAGACUUUGAUUUCGUCACACUCUACUAUGGGGAGCCUGACAACGUGGGGCACCGGUAUGGCCCAGAGACUGAAGCCAGGAGAAAAAUGGUCCAGCAGAUUGACCGAACAUUUGGCUACCUGGUGGAAGCCAUUGAAAAGCAUGGCUUGAAAGACACCCUCAACGUCAUCAUCACCUCUGACCACGGUAUGACCACCGUCAAAAAGAGUCCAGCCGUGGAAGAGAUCUUAUUGGCCAAGUAUAUUAAAUUCAAGGAUGUAGUGAAGUUUGACAUUCUAGACUAUGGUGGCUUUGGCAUGAUACUUCCCAAGCCAGGAAAAGAAGAAGAAAUCUAUCAGGCCUUGAAAAAUGUUCAUCCUCAUCUCAAGGUGUACAAAAAGCAGGAGUUUCCUGAACAUUUCCAUUAUGCGAAGCAUAAACGCAUUCUGCCCCUCCUGCUUUAUGGAGAUUCUGGCUACAGCGUCAAUGGGAGGUUUAUCCUCUAUGUUAACAAAGGUGACCAUGGAUUCGACAACCAAGGCAUGGAUAUGAAGACCAUCUUUAUCGCUUUCGGCCCAGCUUUCAAGAAGGGAUACACUGCAGAGCCCUUUGAUAGCAUCCACAUCUAUCCACUGAUGUGUGAGCUGCUGGGAGUCCAACCAGAACCCCACAAUGGCUCUCUGGCAUUUACUCGAGACAUGCUCGUUCCCACAAAGAGCUUCCUCAUUCCAUUCAUUGUCAUUUGCAUCAUGGGAGCCUUACUUGUUCUGCUACCCAUCGUGGCUGUGGCCUGCAGGCUCAGUCACAGGAAGAAGAGUUGCACUCCUGGCGAGGUGCUGCUGCUCUUCCGUUCAGAGGAGGGUAGUACCGAGGUGCUGGAGUUGCUGUGA